This is a messenger RNA of Glycine soja, 917 nucleotides long. Its product is annotated as putative phosphatidylglycerol/phosphatidylinositol transfer protein DDB_G0282179. The transcript has 4 exons. Lineage: Eukaryota; Viridiplantae; Streptophyta; Magnoliopsida; Fabales; Fabaceae. The record is from RefSeq and is a predicted model, not a curated record. Gene Ontology annotation, biological process: intracellular sterol transport. Gene Ontology annotation, molecular function: sterol binding. Bases 114 to 578 code for a protein of 154 amino acids.
UCCAUGCUUAUCCAGUUAUCCAUUCCUAUAUAAAGGAGGGAAAGAGAAGAAUAUUAGCAAAUUAACCUGCGCAAGCGAAGGUGCUUUCUUAGUUGUGCUGCUAACGACAAUCCAUGGAAAUGAUAAGCUCCAAAUUCUUCUUCUUCUUCUUUUCAACUCUCUGUCUUCUCUACGGAUUUUCCAACGCCACCGAUAUUCACUAUUGCGAUAAGAAAGCUGACUAUGAUGUUGAGGUCAAAGGGGUUGAAAUAUCUCCUGAUCCCAUCGCACGAGGCCAGCCUGCUACAUUCAGCAUUGCUGCAACUACAGGUAAAGCUUUAUCUGGAGGGAAGCUAGUGAUUGAUGUGUCAUAUUUCGGAUGGCACAUACACAGUGAGACCCAUGACCUUUGUGGAGAAACUACUUGCCCUGUUUCAGCUGGUGAUUUUGUGAUUGCUCAUUCCCAAGUUUUACCUGGAUUCACUCCACCUGGUUCAUACACUUUGAAGAUGAAGAUGUUCGAUGGAAACAAGCAUGAGUUAACCUGCAUUACAUUUGGUUUUGAUAUUGGGUUUGGUUCCUCUGUGGCUGAUAGCUAAUUGAAAUUGGUCAUCGAAAUCUAUGAUCAGAAACAGAUCUAUAUAAAUUACUUGUACAAACUGCAAAGUACCUUUAUGUUACCAGAUCCUUCUUCUAUAAUCCAGCAUGACCAGUGUCUGAAUUAAGAAUCAGAAAAAUGUCUUGUAUUUUCUGGGAUUGAAAACACAAACUAUGUGUUUCUUUAUUUAUUUUUCUAUAUUCUUACUACACUCAGAAGGUAGAUCAACAUUGUGCAAUGUUUAUACACAUAUUUUGACUGUGGUCUGAGGGUAUUAUCGUGAUGUAAUGAUAUAUUCCUCCUUGCAUAUAAAAUAGAGUGCCCACGUUAAUAUUUGGAA